Psilocybe cubensis is the source of this 1173-nucleotide messenger RNA. RefSeq lists its product as uncharacterized. The coding region runs from base 1 to 1173 and encodes 390 amino acids. The record is from RefSeq and is a predicted model, not a curated record. The transcript is spliced from 8 exons. Lineage: Eukaryota; Fungi; Basidiomycota; Agaricomycetes; Agaricales; Agrocybaceae.
AUGUUCAAUAAAGCGCCACUUCCACUCAUCACUCCGAGAAUCGAAUUUCGACUUUCUCAGCUCUCACCCCUAUGUGUUCCGCGAAACCCUCCGGAAGAAAUCAAGUUCAUCCGACGCUCGCGGUUUCUUUCGCAACAGGGAGAACACUUGGAGGUGGAUCACUCAUUAAUAUUUUGGCCAUACCUCGCUGUCAAGGAUGCGUUAAAGAAUGUGCUCUUUUCGUUCAAAGAAAAGGGAAAUGCGAGUCCGUCGGCUGGAAAAUCUGGGGGAACUCCUAAGUGUACGCGGGGUCAUAUGCCUGGAUAUUUUGAAGUCGAUUAUUUGGAUGGGAUGCUGGAAGAUUCAAUACGCGCAGAUACAGGUCAGCGAACAAGACAUCGCAAAAGUUUCGAAGCAUGUCUGACGCACACGAUUCUCACUCAAGUCGUUCGUUUCACCAUUUCCUUCCUCUUGUUCUACACAGCCCAUCUCCUAUCCCGAACACUAACGAUUCCUACUGACAUCUCUGGUUGGCUGCCACUUCACUUAGGCUACUUCUACAACUGUUUCACCUCCGUUUCGCGGCGGAGCGGCACAGAAAAGACGAGAGCAUUGUCGUCCAUGACGCUCAGCGACAUCUUUGGCGUGCUCGACUACUUAAGUUGGAGCUUGUUCACCGCUGCCUUCGACGAGGAACGCUCUGAUUCUCUAGUGAGGAAUAUUGCCAUGCAUAACAGUGUGGACGUCUUUUCCAUGGGAGAAUCCGCCCCCUGGGCCGCCAUCCAACAGCAUUUUUUCUCCAAGGUUUCUUCACAUCCGGCAUGGUUAGCGCCCUCGGCAGACAUAUUCACCGGCCUGAUCAUCGCAUCGCUCAUUGUACUCAUCUUCGUUGCCGUCUUCCUCCUCCGUGAAUGGAUGUCGCAGAAUGCUCGCCUGGGCGUAUUCGAAGAGGAAGAGCUCCCCGAUCUGCCCCCCGUUCACGCGCCUCCACCGCAACCACAACUGCAACAUCAACCCAGGCUCGUCCGCCAUUUUGCGCCGCUCGACCCUGCCAGCCUGAACCUUGAGCGUGGAGGGAACGCGCCGCUUUCAAUGAGCGUCAGAUCGAGGCUCUACGUAUGGAGGCAAUGCGUCAGAAUCUGGACACAAACAUCGCCGUGGACCCCAACAGAUGGCGAGCAGACGCCCAAAUAG